GUUAGUCGGCCGGCUCUAGGUUGCAUAGUGUGUUGUUUGUUCGUUGUUCGUAACAUGGCUCCAGAAAUUAAAUAUACUAAAAUCUUCAUUAACAAUGAAUGGGUUGGAUCAAAAAGCGGUAAGACAUUCGACACUUACAAUCCCCACGAUGGAUCUGUUAUUGCUAAAGUGGCAGAAGGAGACAAGGAUGACAUAGCAGCUGCAGUGGCCGCAGCGAAGGCUGCGUUCCAUCGCAACUCGGAAUGGCGUCUGUUAGACGCAUCAGCACGAGGCCGUCUCCUAAAUAAGUUUGCUGAUCUUAUUGAGCGCGAUCAGGAGUAUCUGUCCAGCUUAGAGACAUACAACAACGGCAUGAUUUGCAGCUUCAGCAAGUUCAUGGCGCAGGGCAUGCUGCCUGCUAGCGUUAGAUAUUUAGCCAGCUUGGCUGAUAAGAUUCAAGGGGACACUAUUCCCACGGAUGGUGACCUAUUUACAUAUACUCUAAAGCAGCCUGUUGGUGUAUGUGGUCUCAUUUUGCCGUGGAAUGGGCCAAUGCCAAUGUUUGUUAACAAAGUUUGUACGGCCUUAGCAGCAGGUUGUACUGUGGUAGUGAAACCAGCGGAACAGACACCAUUGACCGCUUUAGCUUUAGCAGCUCUCCUCGCUGAAGCCGGUGUUCCUAAAGGCGUGGUCAACGUAGUUCCAGGAUAUGGUCAUACAGCCGGGGCAUCACUCACACACCACCCUGAUGUUGCGAAGAUAUCUUUCACGGGAUCCGUGGAGGUUGGCAAACUUAUCCAACAAGCUGCCGGGGUGAACAACCUAAAACGCGUCACUUUGGAAUUGGGCGGCAAGAGCCCUCUGGUUAUUAUGGACGACGCUGACCUGAAUCUCGCGGUACCGGUGGCAGCACAUGGUGUGUUCACUCAUCAAGGCCAGGUGUGCGUAGCAGCGUCUAGAUUGUACGUGCAGUCAGGCAUUUACGACAAAUUCGUGGAAGCGGCGGUGAAGUACGCCCAAACGCUGAAGAUAGGAAACCCAAAUGACCCCACCACGCAGCAUGGGCCACAGAUCGAUGAUGAGAUGUUAAAAAAGGUUUUGGGAUACGUAGAACAAGGCAAGAAAGAAGGUGCUAAGUUAUUGACAGGUGGAAAACGCAUUGGCAACACUGGUUAUUAUAUCGAGCCUACGGUCUUCGCUGAUGUGAAAGAUAAUAUGACCAUUGCCAAAGAAGAGAUUUUCGGCCCUGUGCAGAGUAUCCUAAAGUUUGAUACUUUAGAGGAGGUGAUCGACCGAGCAAAUAACACCAGCUUUGGCCUGGCGGCCGGCAUUUGUACUACUAACGUCAAUAAUGCCUUGCAGUUCAGUAAACACGUCGAAGCUGGUAUUGUAUGGGUUAACACAUACUUGGUUUUUGGUGCGCAAGCUCCGUUCGGAGGAUUCAAAGAAUCAGGUCUUGGACGUGAAGGUGGAAUAAACUGCCUGGAUCCCUACUUGGAGGUCAAAACAGUUUCCAUGGCCCUACCAAAGAAGUUAUAAAAGUGCCAGAUGAAUUUAUACCUGAUAAUAAUAUUAUAGUGAUUAUUGAUAUUGACUCUUAAGAAACUUAUAAUAACGUUUUAUUACUUGGAUGGGUGGAUGUGAUGUAUGGGUUAUUUGUAUGAUCAUAUAAACAUUUGAAUCGACUGCAAUAUUAAACAAAAUAAAUAUUUCAAAUAUCUG
Diatraea saccharalis (sugarcane borer) is the source of this 1701-nucleotide messenger RNA. The record is from the annotation of a GenBank genome assembly. Lineage: Eukaryota; Metazoa; Arthropoda; Insecta; Lepidoptera; Crambidae.